Carcharodon carcharias (great white shark) is the source of this 2035-nucleotide messenger RNA. Its product is annotated as spindlin-1-like. Lineage: Eukaryota; Metazoa; Chordata; Chondrichthyes; Lamniformes; Lamnidae. The transcript is spliced from 6 exons. The record is from RefSeq and is a predicted model, not a curated record. The coding region runs from base 227 to 937 and encodes 236 amino acids. Gene Ontology annotation, biological process: gamete generation.
UUAUAAUAGGGAAACCAGAACUCUGUGAUCUAACCAAGGUUCGACACAAGUUUUUUGACAGAAAAAUAGAGAAAAAUUUUGGAAUGGGCCCUGAACAAGGUGUUGCUGUCCAGUGGAUGGUAACAGGAGGUUCCAGGAUUUUGACCCAGCAGUGGUGAAGGAAUGGCAGAUAGAUGCUCAAGUCAAGACGUGUGUGACUUGGAGAGUUACUGGAAUUCAUGUGAACAUGUUGAAGAGAAAGAAGCCUCAUAGGAAGCGUACCAAAGCAGACUCAAGUGACCCAGUUGCCUAUAAACAGCGCAGUAUUGUUGGCAGUAAAGUGCAGCAUGGAUGGAGGGAGAAAUCGGGAGUGGUUACCCAGUGGAAGGGCACAGUGCUGGACCAGCUGCCAGUUAACCCCUCGCUCUUCUUGGUCAAGUAUGAUGAAUUCGAUUGUGUGUACGGGAUCGAACUUUUCAAAGAUGAGAGAGUCUCAAGUCUUGAAAUUCUGCCCGAUAAAAGUGGUCGAACGAAAAUAAUGGACGGUGAUCUGGCAGAGCUCAUAGUGGGAAAAGCGGUCGAACACAUGUUUGAAAAGGACGACGGAUCGAAGAACGAAUGGAGGGGGAUGGUAUUAGCACGUGCGCCUGUCAUGACUACAUGGUAUUAUAUCACAUAUGAAAAGGACCCUGUUCUGUAUAUGUACCAGCUACUGGAGGAUUACAAAGAGGGAGAUCUCCGUAUCCUGCCAGAUUCAGAGAACAAGCAAGUUUUGCCAACUGAGCCUGGUGAAGUGAUCGAAAGUCUUGUGGGAAAACAGGUGGAGUAUGUCACAGAGGACAGCACAAAGAGAACGGGAUUGGUGAUUCACCAAGUGCAGGCUAAACCAUCCGUCUAUUUCAUCAAGUUUGAUGACGAUUUUCACAUUUAUGUGUAUGACUUGGUCAAAACUUCCUAGCUGCAUGCAACGCUUGCCAUUGCCUUCACUAAGAGAUUUUUACUGUGAACUGUGAGCAGAUCACUGAAGAGACUUGUGUUCUUUAUGUUAGCCCUCCAUGUGUUUAUUUUUAAGACUUUGAAAGGUGAAAUUUUACCCGUCUCCCUUUUAUAUCUCCGGCAAUUGGUGCAGCAUGGUGUUUGUCGUGCCUGCCAUAGUGACCAUUACAGCUUUCAUGGUUAUAACGCUGACUGUGAGGCCAAAGGAAAGGUCUUUCACUAUACAGUUCUCUGGUCCCAGCACUAUAGGACACCCUGUACCUACCUUGUGUGGAUUGUCAGUUUCCGGUGAGAUCUUUUUUAGCUGGGAAGCCUCCUAGUGAUGGAGCAUCUUGCCUCGAGUGGGCAAAUGUGACUAUGGCCAUUUUGGGCUACAGCAAGCACGUUCCCAGUGGCUGGGUUUGGAAGGCCCCUUACUGAAAAAAUGGAAACCUUUGAUAUGAUGAUGGUAUUGUGUUUGGUGGGGGGGGUGGGUUUGCUGGUGCUUGAAAAAGAUUGACUAAAUUGGAUAGAAGAAUCCUAUUUUAAAAGUUGGUUGAAAAGAUCCUGAAUUAUUUAAAGGAUUCAUGUUUCAUUUUAAUAUGUGGGGUUUAUCUGAGACUGAAACUGUUUUCCAAAUUAUGGCAAAGGAGUAAAUUUAAAGAAACCAUAGGACAAAGCUCUUGGGAAAGGAAUUACGUGAAGAUACCCUUUUUUAAAAAAAAAACGGCUGAUUUCAUGUUAACUGUUUUGUGACAAUAUUUUCUGAUUUGCCGUGACCUCUGUCUGGCAUGAUCCACACAGUCAGUGGCUCCCUUAUGAUAUAGAUUACCAUGUAAAGCAUUCAUUUGUUAUGACGCACUUUUUCUAUGGCUCCAUAGACCGCAGAUAAAGGUCUGCUGUGUGUUUGUGUGUACAUGUGUGCAUAUGUGUGUGUGUCAUAUCUACCAUACUCAGGCUAACAGAAAGAAUAUUGUCUCUUUGAUGUGCAAACUUUGCAAAACUCAUCAGAUAUCGAAUCUGUCUUUAUUUUGUGUCUUCUGCUUUGUUUUACAAAAGUAAAGGCAAAUAACUAAGUAGA